AUGGACGACAAAAUAGGAUCAAUGAAUUUACCACAAGCAGUUGUUGGUCGACUUCUGAAAGAGGAAGAUAUUUCAGCUUCGAAAGUGAGUUGAAACUGUAGUUCAUAAAAGGUUGCUCAUUUUUAAGGACAAUUAAAAAAUUUCGUUCUCUGAAAAUCUGAAGUUUAGCUGUAAAAUUUCAACUUUUCCGUAGCUUUGAUUUAGCACUAAAGCCUUGUAAAAAGUGAAUUUUCUGGAAAAAAAAAGCAACCUGAGGAAUCCACGAGGCAAUUCCAAAUUAUUUGCGUUGAAAUCUGUGGCAAGUUAGAAAAUUAAAUUACAACUCAAAAAUCCACGUUGAAAUCCAAAAAUGGUUGUUUCCAAACUGAAAUUUUUACGUGACCGGAUGACGUGGCAAUUAGCAAUGCCAUUUUGAAAUGAAAAAAUGUCAUUUUCUAAAGAAUAUCCACGUGGCCAUUCUAAAAUUAUUGCCUAAUUGUAAAUUUACGAAAUUCUGGACAAAUUUUAAGUGACCUGAUGACGUGGCUAUUUAGAAAUCAUUUCUUAAACUAAACAAUUUUCGAACCCAAGCUUUCCUAUUUUCCAGGAAUCUCGCGAGACAAUAAGCCGUGCUGCGGCCGUAUUUCUUAUCAAUUUAUCCGGAUUAGCAGUUCAAAAUGCGAAAGAGAACAAGCAUAAAACGAUUUCCGCUGACGACGUUUUAAAAGCAUUGCGAACUUUUGAUAAUAACACAAUUUAUUCACAGGUAUUAUAGUAUUUUUCAUAUUCAAAAAAAACUUUGUUAAAAUUGAAAUUUCAGUGUAAACAAGCUGUGGAUGAGUGGAAAAUUAUCAAGCAACAAAAAUCAUUAGCAAAGUCAUCUGAAUCUCAAGAAACACAAGUAUCUCAAAUUUUUGAAGGUCAGUUUUAUAAAUUUUGUGACAAUUUAAAAACUUUUUAUUUUUCAGAAACAAUGGAAUAA
This is a messenger RNA of Caenorhabditis angaria, 961 nucleotides long. The record is from the annotation of a GenBank genome assembly. Lineage: Eukaryota; Metazoa; Nematoda; Chromadorea; Rhabditida; Rhabditidae.